AUGCGUCUUGCAUGGCAAGUCGGACUGGCGUGGGCGGCCGCGUGCGUGCUGCCAGUCACGCCGGCCAAGGCGGAUGUGGCCGCGCUGGACGUGUCGUGGGGUCGUAUGGAUGAUGCACAGCUCGUUUCGCUGUUUGAAAAGAGGUACUCGCCUGCCGAAGGGCUCAACACGUCGCUGGCGGCGCUGCGGAGUUUGCUGGACGAGGCACACGUCGACGUCGAGCUGCCGGCGGCGCCCAGCGCGGUGUCUGCGGCGGCGCGUAGCCUUGCCAGUGCUGGCGAUGCGCUCGGCCUGCGCCGUGCGGCCGACGGACUCCGGCGGCAGGUGCAGGUGUGGACGUUGCGGCACCAGCAAGUCUAUGCACAUUCCGAGCACGGCAAGGAAGUGUAUACCGGUCCACUGCGCAAGGCGAUUGCGAUCGUGGCGCACUGGAUCAUGCGGCCAGCGCCGGAGCCGCACCGGCCGCCGUAUACGUACUAUGAUGCGACGGACCAAUGGCCCGACUGGGACUUUGACGAAACACGGGCGGCCGUUGCUGCCGCCGCCCACAAGGUGCAGCCCAUUACGAAUGGCUGGGAACAGGCCAUGUGGGGACCGUUUGUUGAAGGACUUGCACAGAGCACUGUACCGGCGAUGCAGGCCGUGCAGGACGCGUACGAUGCAGCUCCUAAAGAGCGUGCGCUCUUCUUUUACUUUCGCAAGGCUGUACAAAGCCUGUUCAAAAAUACCAAGACGCCGAGCGCCGAAGUGCGCGAGACAAGCGCUACGCAGCGCCGUGCUUUGGCCAUCCGUCUCCUCGAGUGGGUCGCGUUUUCGGGCGAUUCAGCGGGGCUCGAGAUGCGCACGACCCAUGUGCAACGUGACGCUCUGUGGAUCCUCGGCGAGCACUCGUUAUGGGUCCUCUGA
Molecule: messenger RNA, 906 nt
Organism: Malassezia japonica
Lineage: Eukaryota; Fungi; Basidiomycota; Malasseziomycetes; Malasseziales; Malasseziaceae
Exons: 2
Coding region: 1-906 (301 amino acids)
Source: RefSeq, a predicted model, not a curated record